CGAAGUCUGCCUGCAUUUCCCCGCAACAGCACACCCCUGCUCACCCCUCAUCAAAGCUACAGCUAUGGCGUUGAGCGCACGUACAGCUUCGCGAGCUCUGCGAGCCGUCAAGCCUUCGGCGGCUCGUCCUUUUGCUUCAGUGCAAUCAUGCAGCUACUCUUCGUCCUCGGAGCCGGAUCUCAAGGAAACUUUCAAGAAGGUUCUACCUGCCAAGCGGGAACUCCUCAAGAAGGUCAAGGCACAUGCCGACAAGGAGCUCGGCGUUGUCAAGGUGGAGAACACCUUGGGUGGAAUGAGAGGGCUGAAAGCCAUGGUUUGGGAGGGCUCAGUGCUUGACGCAAAUGAGGGUAUCCGGUUCCAUGGCAAGACCAUCAAGGACUGCCAGAAGGAGCUCCCAAAGGGCACUUCCGGCACCGAGAUGCUUCCGGAAGCAAUGUUCUGGCUUUUGCUUACCGGUGAGGUCCCCACCGUGUCCCAGACCCGGGUGCUCUCACGAGAGCUUGCCGAAAAGGCAGGCAUUCCCAAAUUUGUGGAGAAGAUGCUUGACGACUUUCCCAAGGAUCUGCACCCAAUGACGCAGUUCGCUUGCGCGGUCUCAGCCUUGAACUACGAGUCUAAAUUUGCGAAAGCAUAUGAGAAGGGUAUCAACAAGGCCGACUACUGGGAGCCGACGUUCGAUGACUGCAUUAGUCUGCUUGCGAAGCUGCCCACGAUCGCUGCGAAGAUCUACCAGAACGCCUACCGCGGCGGAGGUGCACUGCCUGCCGAGGUCGACCUCAACCAGGAUUGGGCGUACAACUUUGCUGCUAUGCUCGGCAAGGCCGGAAAGGAGAAUGAGGGUUUCCAGGAUCUCCUCCGUCUGUAUCUCGCUCUUCACGGCGACCACGAGGGAGGUAACGUCUCCGCUCACGCCACGCAUUUGGUCGGCAGUGCGCUCAGCGAUCCUUUCCUGUCGUACAGCGCUGGUCUCCAGGGUCUUGCUGGACCACUUCACGGUCUGGCCGCUCAGGAAGUGCUUCGCUUCAUUCUGGAUAUGCAGAAGACGGUCGGAACCAGCUUCACCGAGGGCGAUGUGACAGACUUCCUCUGGAGUGUCCUCAAGUCAGGACGUGUGAUUCCAGGAUACGGCCACGCGGUUCUGCGGAAGCCUGACCCCCGGUUCGAAGCUCUCAUGGACUUUGCCAACGCGCGCCCCGACAUUGCGAAGAACCCCGUCUACCAGCUCGUCAAGAAGAAUUCUGAGGUCGCACCUGGCGUCCUCACCGAGCACGGCAAGACCAAGAACCCGUACCCCAACGUCGAUUCGUCCUCGGGUGUGCUCUUCCACCACUACGGCUUCCACGAGACGCUGUACUACACAGCAACCUUCGGUGUCAGCCGCGGUCUCGGCCCGCUCGCACAACUCAUUUGGGACAGGGCUCUGGGUCUGCCCAUCGAGCGUCCCAAGAGCAUCAACCUCGAGGGCAUCCUAAAGCAGGUCGGCGCAUAGAGCGGGGGUUUCGACCCACAAAAAGCGAAUCGCGGAGCUGGGUAAUCUAUCUGUAUAUAUCAGCCGCAGAAAGGCGUUUGGGUCAUGUUAGAAACGCCUGCGCCACGAAUUGAGAUGCAAUGUUCACGUUCUAAAGGCUUUAUGGAUGAUGAUUUGACUUCGAGAUCAGACUUGCAAGUGCAUUGAUUGGUUGGAUAUCGCUUCUGCCC
Molecule: messenger RNA, 1698 nt
Organism: Paraphaeosphaeria sporulosa
Lineage: Eukaryota; Fungi; Ascomycota; Dothideomycetes; Pleosporales; Didymosphaeriaceae
Product: citrate synthase-like protein
Exons: 5
Coding region: 65-1489 (474 amino acids)
Biological process (GO): tricarboxylic acid cycle; carbohydrate metabolic process
Cellular component (GO): mitochondrial matrix
Molecular function (GO): 2-methylcitrate synthase activity
Source: RefSeq, a predicted model, not a curated record